Molecule: messenger RNA, 2122 nt
Organism: Mercurialis annua (annual mercury)
Lineage: Eukaryota; Viridiplantae; Streptophyta; Magnoliopsida; Malpighiales; Euphorbiaceae
Product: protein PLASTID TRANSCRIPTIONALLY ACTIVE 10
Exons: 12
Coding region: 45-2075 (676 amino acids)
Cellular component (GO): plastid-encoded plastid RNA polymerase complex; chloroplast
Molecular function (GO): RNA binding
Source: RefSeq, a predicted model, not a curated record
AAACUGUAAGGAGCAAUUUUAUCCACAAAUUCCCACCAAAUGCAAUGCAAGUCCUACUGCCCAACUCCUUCUCUUUCCCUAAACCCUUAAACCCUAACAAUUACAGUCCACGUCACUCUCUUCUCUCCACGAACCCUUCCUCGUCGGUGCUCCCAUCAAAAUGCUUCAGCUCCGACGAGUUUCCAAUCGACGAAACAUUCGCCAAAAACUUCGGCAUCACCACCACAAGAAGCGACGCUCAAGAAGAGGAAUGGCGACGGAAGAAUUGGAUCGAACGAGGCUGGGCUCCGUGGGAAGAAAUUCUCACUCCCGAAGCCGAUUUCGCUCGCAAAUCUCUCAACGAACCUGAAGAAGCGCCGCUCCAAUCGCCUGAAGCUAUCGAAGCUUUCAAAAUGCUAAAUCCUAGUUACCGUCUCCAAAAAAUUCACGAAAUGGGGUUAACUGAAGACGAGUGGUACAAAAAGCAAUUUGAUAUUAAAGGGGAAAUACCCGACCCGCUUGAGACUACUUGGGCGGGUCCUUUGGUUUUGAGACAUGUGCCGCCCAGGGAUUGGCCGCCGAGAGAUUGGGAGGUGGAUAGGGAGGAGCUGGAGUUUAUUAGAGAAUCUCAUAAGAUGAUGAGUGAGAGAGUGGUGAUUGAGGAGAUGGAUAGUAGAGAAAAAACUGACACGGAAAAAAUGAGCUAUGAUAGGUAUAAGAUGUUUUUGAAACAGUAUAAUGAAUGGGUUAUUGCUAAUAAGGAUAGAUUAGAGAAGGAAUCUUUUGAGCAUGACCAGGAUUAUUUCCCUGGUAGAAGGAAAAGAGGGGAAGAAUAUAAAGAGGGGAUGUAUGAGCUUCCAUUUUAUUAUCCUGGACAGAUUUGUGAAGGACAAGUCACCACUAUACAUCUAUACCAAGGAGCCUUUGUUGAUAUUGGAGGUGUCCAUGAUGGGUGGGUUCCCAUCAAACGUAAUGAUUGGUUUUGGAUCCGGCAUCACAUAAAAGUGGGCAUGCAUGUGAUUGUUGAAAUUUUGGCAAAGCGAGAUCCUUACCGCUUUCGGUUUCCCAUUGAAAUGCGAUUUAUAUGGCCGAACAUAGAUCACCUUAUCUUCAACAAAUUUGACUUUCCCCCAAUAUUUCACCGUGAUGAGGAUACCAACCCAGAUGAAGUACGGCGUGAUUGUGGAAGGCCUCCUGAUCCUAGAAAAGAUCCAGAAACAAAACCAGAAGAAGAACCACUAUUGUCAAAUCAUCCUUAUGUUGAAAAGCUCUGGCUAAUACAUAAUGCUGAGCAAAUGAUUGUGGAUGAUUGGGAGCUUAAUCCAGACAAAUACAAGGGGAAAAAGAUAUCUGAACUAACUGAUGAUGAAGAUUUUGAUGAACAAAAUAGUGUGGAAUACGCAGAAGCUUAUUUCAAGAAAGCCUUAUUGCCAAAAACCAUCAUGAAGCAAAGUGUCAAAGAACUCGACUUGGAAGCAGCUUUAGCUGAGCGUCAGUUUCAUAAUAAACUAAGAGCAGAAGCAAUAGAAAGAGGAGAGAAGUAUAAAAUUGACAAUCUGAGGCGAACUAUUGAAAUGGAUGAGUAUGACUUGAUUCAUUGGCGUCGAUCAUUUGAGGAAAGGGAAGCUUUGAUCAGAGACAUCAGCUGUCGGAAAGCUCUUGGGUUGCCAUUGGAAGAGCCAGGAAGGUAUAAGCCAACGAGCUAUUUUGGGAAGGAUCAAUAUGAUCCUGAGAAUCCAUUAUAUCGCUAUGACUACUGGGGAGAGCCUAAAAGCUCCGAGAAGAGCAAGCAAGAGAGGAUGAGAGAUGCUCACAAUAAAUCUAUUGUGGGAAAGGGCACUGUUUGGUAUGAAAUGUCUUACGAAGAAGCCAUCAAACAGAGGAUGAAAAGAGAAGCUCGUGCUGAGGAAUUGAAGCAAAAAGGAGAAGAUCAAGAUUUGGACAAGGAUCCCAAAGAUGAGGAAGAUGACAGCGAUGAUGACGAUAUAUGGGAUUACAGCUUUUUAAGUGAUAUGAGCAACAUCUCGGAAGAUCAACCUCUUGUAAAUGGUACUAAAUCUUCUGGACUAUCAGAUGAGGGUUUGUUUGAGAAGUAGAGUGAGACUGUCAUUCACAUAAAUAAAUAACUUAUAUUCCAAGUCAA